AUGAAUUUCAAUCUUGGAGAUUGUUCUAAUAAUAAUGAUGAAGAUUUUUCUUCUUCGUCAUCAUCUUCGUUAGAUUUGGAUUUUUUUCCUAGUACAGAACACCAUGAUAAUUUAAUAAAUCAGCUACGUAUGAACAACUACAUGUUCCAACAAGUUCUACAAUACCAUACUAAUGAAGUUUUCAUAGGUGUCUCCAUUCCAGGUCAUGUGGUAAUCAAUCGUGAUCGUGAGACGGUUGAUGAUAAUUUAUUUCGUGAUUAUUUUUCAGCCACACCACACUUUAAUGAUGCAAUAUUUCGCCGUCGUUAUCGAAUGUCCCGCAAUUUGUUUCUUCGUAUCGUUGAUGCAAUUAAAGAUCACGACACGUACUUCGAACAACGCAUUGAUGCACUAGGUAGAUUUGGAUUAUCUACUUUGCAAAAAAUUACCGCUGUGUUUAGAAUGUUGGCAUACGAGGUUUUUGGUGAGCAAUAUUUGAGAUCACCAACACCUAACGAUGUUGGGAGGCUUCUACACAUUGGUGAGCAACGUGGUUUUCCAGGAAUGUUAGGUAGUCUAGAUUCCAUGCACUGGAAAUGGAAAAAUUGUCCAACGGCAUGGGCUGGGCAAUACGCAGGUCGUAGUGGAUCACCAACAAUUAUUCUUGAAGUUGUUGCUGAUUAUGACCUUUGGAUAUGGCAUGCUUAUUUUGGUUUGCCUAGCACCAAUAACAAUAUUAAUGUUUUAGAGUCAUCACAUUUAUUUUUCAAUCUUGCUAGCGGUAUUGCGCCUCCCGCCCAUUAUGUUAUUCAAGGAAAAGAAUACAAUAUGGGUUAUUAG
Molecule: messenger RNA, 819 nt
Organism: Solanum verrucosum
Lineage: Eukaryota; Viridiplantae; Streptophyta; Magnoliopsida; Solanales; Solanaceae
Exons: 2
Coding region: 1-819 (272 amino acids)
Source: RefSeq, a predicted model, not a curated record